Nematolebias whitei (Rio pearlfish) is the source of this 1209-nucleotide messenger RNA. RefSeq names its product DNA ligase 1. The record is from RefSeq and is a predicted model, not a curated record. Bases 62 to 1177 code for a protein of 371 amino acids. NCBI's taxonomy places the organism in Eukaryota, Metazoa, Chordata, Actinopteri, Cyprinodontiformes, Rivulidae. The transcript has 6 exons.
GGUGCAGCCCAUCACUUCAAGGUUACAUCUCCUGUCGGAACAUCCUCCUCUCGGGUCCUCCAUGGGAGUUCUGGUCACCGCGCUGUUCGUGUGGGCUGCAGCCGGAGUGGGAAGCCGGCCAGUAACCUCACCACUUAAUGAUGCCAAGGUUGAAUGUAUCAUUCAGGAGACCCUGAAUGAAGAUGGGUCCCACCAUGAAUGUGGAUCACGGCUAGCAGAGGAACUUGAUGAAGUGCAGAGACAUCAGGGUCUUCUCAGAGAGCUGCAGAGUCUGGCUGAUGAUGAGAGAGAGAAGGAGCAGAGAAAAGAGGGGGAGAGGGACGAGUACAAUCUGACCGAUGAUGAGGGCGACUUGGAGGAGAAGAACGAGGAGGAGGACAGCGACACUGGAAGGAAGACGGAGGAGGAUGAAACCAAGAGGAAGAUGAAGCUGCAGACUGAAGAGAUGGAUGACCAAGAGAAACGAGAAAAGGAGCUAAAGGAUCUCCUCGGAGCGGAGCUCACCAAGAACGGUGAAGGAGAGAAACACAGCGAGGAGCUGAAACUGAAGCAACAGAAGGCUGAGGAGGAGAACCCCGAAGAAACGGAGCUGAAGGAGAAUGUGGAGGACAAGAAGGUGAAGCAGGACAAAAGAGACGCACCUGAGGACUUGGAGGAGCAGAGGAGGAAGAACGGGGUGGAGCUGAUGGUGGAGAAGGAGAAGGUGGAGAAGGAGCUGAAGGAGCUGCUCAGGGAGCAGGACAACAGGAGCCAGCCAAAGGAGAAGGAGAGGAAGGAGAAGCAGGAGGAGCUGGAUGAACUCGCCAGAAAGAUGAAACGUGCACAGGAGGAGGAGGAGCAGGUUGAGAAGAAAGAGGACAACAUGACCGAAGAGAAGGAGGAAACAGAGAAGGAGGUUCAGAAGACGAACAAAGCGUCGGAGGUGAAGGAGCCGCAGCAGAAGAGAGUGAUGGAGAAAGCCAGUGAUGAGGCCACGCGACAAUUUGAACGAGAGAGGUACAAGGAAGAGGAGGAGGAGGAGAACAGGGAGGAUGAAGACGAAUAUGUUCGAGAAGAUGAGGAGGACCCUGAGGAUGAUGAGGAUGAAGGAGACGCUGAAGAUGGAGAGGAGCUCUUGGAGAUUGAAGCCGAGUUGCGUAAAGUCGCUGCAGAGCUGAGGGAGCUUCGCAGAGGAUAAAAGGCACCCCCUCCCCAACGGAGUAGGCUGGA